This is a messenger RNA of Paramuricea clavata, 264 nucleotides long. Lineage: Eukaryota; Metazoa; Cnidaria; Anthozoa; Malacalcyonacea; Plexauridae. The record is from the annotation of a GenBank genome assembly.
AUGGUUGUUGGCGAUAAAAAAUGCACAACUGAUGAACACGGACGAAGAAAGGGAGAUAUUGGAAGAUGUGGCAUAAGAGUUGAGGAUGUCUACAGCCAUAAUGGGAUUUCAUCAGACGAAGAAAGUAUACCAGACGAUGACAUGGGGGAGGUAUUGUUUAACGCUGAGGCGGAACAACUUAUUGAUGAAAAUGCUGACAAAGACUUCUUCCUGUUUCCAAGUAAGAAGUUUUUCUGCUGUAUUGUUACGUGCACAGUGUCAUGA